Sclerotinia sclerotiorum 1980 UF-70 is the source of this 1035-nucleotide messenger RNA. RefSeq lists its product as hypothetical. The transcript is spliced from 5 exons. Lineage: Eukaryota; Fungi; Ascomycota; Leotiomycetes; Helotiales; Sclerotiniaceae. The coding region runs from base 1 to 1035 and encodes 344 amino acids. The record is from RefSeq and is a predicted model, not a curated record.
AUGAAUGACCUCGAUCGAAAUCUACUCCUCGAUGUCCAAACCCUGAUACUGGAUGGACUCUCUGUUCCCUCGGAUUUGGUGAGCGAAAUCAUUUUGAACGACUCAUACAAUGUUCGGCUUCUAUCUAUCCGCGAAGUGCCAACGCUCAACGAAGCAAAAUUGAUGGGUGCUCUAAAAUAUGCAUGUCGCUCUUCAAGGCCGCAGAAUACGCCUCGGCUUCAAGGGCUAUAUAUCUUUGGCUCCAAGGAUGUUCCACAAGUUGUAAAAUCUCGAAGGCAUGUGAACAAGUAUCCUGCUGGCAUUGCACCUAUAGAUACAAUACCCAACUACGGAAUGAUGUCCUCAGGAACGCAGCUUGGGGCAUACUGGAAUCGGAGAUCCGAAAAUGCUAUAGGGGAGACUACACUACGUGAGGGUGAAAAUUGGCGUCCGGGCAGUAGGAUUGAGUUUUCAAAGGUCGUCCACAACGAUUGGGCAGAUAUCAUGAUCUACUGUGAAGGGAUUAUCAGUUUUGAUGCUCUUCCUUGCAAGGGACCUCGUCAUUUCGCAAGUUUACCACGUGACAGUCCUGGCCCUUGGUACAACCUCUUUGGAGUAUCGCCUAUGGUCCUUUUCCCACUCUUAUCCCCCGUCCCUCUUCAUGCCUCCACUAUCAAGGCUGCAAAAACACCAUUCGAAGGGUCUACAUGUCAAAAAAAGCUGAUUAUUCGCUGCAUGGAUUGUCUAAAAAACAGAUAUUGCGAAACCUGUCACAAGUGGUGGUGCGAGGAUUGUUACGAAGGACCUGGUAGUACCAAUAGCUCUCCAGUGACGGAGGAUGAGCCGGGAAUCAUCAAGUUCGGCGUCUCAAAAAGCUGCUUCUUCUGCGGACUUAAUGGUGCUCCCACAGUGGUAGACGAACGAGAGAAUUAUAUUAAUUCAUUCUCGCUUGUCACACAAUUCAAUACAAAUACGGGUAUGAUUUCCCCUGACUAUGUGGGAUUACCAAUGAUCAUUGACCGUCGAUUGCCCAUCCCUACUCUCCAUGACGAUUAA